AUGCCAGCUUCAGGCCUGUGGUCAGAGACCCAAAGCCGGUGGCACAUAAACUGCUUGGAGCUGGAAGUGGUGUCCUUAGCUCUGGGGAAAUUCCUCUGCCGUAGCUGGAGCAGCGACGUGUUGAUUCACACCAACAACAUGUCUGUGGUUUCCUACAGGAGAGUGGAGGUGGAUCUGUCUCUUGAUCCCUUUGAUGAUGAUCCAGACACUUUGAGAGCUGAAUUAUCCUGCGGUCACAUUGUUGGUCCACAAACACUGACAGACUACUGUAGAAUACAGCUGGAUGAGGGUAAAACUGAGUUGAGAUGUCCUUUGUGUAAUGGUCUUUGGUCUUACACUGAAGUCCGUAAAUUAGCCAAACUCACACCUGAAGAACAACAGUACUUUGAGGAAAGACUUGCCAACAAUGCUACUAGAAAGACAAUAGACAUCAAGAAUUGUCCUGGUUGUGACUGGAUCAUCGAGAGAUCAGACCCGUCUAAUCUCAGUGUGCAAUGCACCAUUUGCUCUGCAAAGAAUAAAAAAACCUUUGAGUUCUGCUGGCAGUGUUUGAGAGAGUGGAAAGGUCAGCGUCCUCGCUCUGACAGAUGUGAUAAUGAAGGCUGCAGCAACAAAGACCUGGAUUUGCUGAGAGAUUGUGCAACUAUUAUGUUACCAGCUGUAAAAAAUAUUGAAUGUCCAGCAGUUCGUGCUUGUCCAACAUGUGGUUUGCUUCUUAAUCACAACACGGAGCAAUGCAAAAACAUUGUAUGCUAUCGAUGUAAAAAAGAGUUUUGUUUUCUCUGCCUUAAGCUCACACCUGACUGUCGAAAGACGAGCAGCUGGUUUGUUCCCUGUUCAGAUGGUGUGGCUCCACGACAGACUUCAAUUCCUAUUUGGAGAAUUAACCAAGAAAUUGCAAAUAAAUUGACACCUAUUUAA
Labeo rohita (rohu) is the source of this 921-nucleotide messenger RNA. RefSeq lists its product as uncharacterized. The coding region runs from base 1 to 921 and encodes 306 amino acids. The record is from RefSeq and is a predicted model, not a curated record. NCBI's taxonomy places the organism in Eukaryota, Metazoa, Chordata, Actinopteri, Cypriniformes, Cyprinidae. The transcript has 4 exons.